Leptonychotes weddellii (Weddell seal) is the source of this 4857-nucleotide messenger RNA. NCBI's taxonomy places the organism in Eukaryota, Metazoa, Chordata, Mammalia, Carnivora, Phocidae. The record is from RefSeq and is a predicted model, not a curated record.
AUGGCCUUGAGCACGUUCCUGUGUUGCUGCGAGCUGGCCGUGGGCCUGAGGCUCCCCAGCCUUCUGCUGGUGGAGCUGCCCACCCGAGCCGCCGGCCGCCUUGCCCAGGGUAAAGGCCAAGAGUGGCCCUACUUCGAAGGGCUGUCACACUCCAGCUCGCAGACGGAAAUCGGGAGCAUCCACAGUGUCCGGAGCCACAAGGAGCCUCCGAGUCCCGCCGACGUGCCUGAGAAGACUCGAGCCCUGGGAGGCAAGCAGCCAAGCGACAGCGUCUCGGACACAACCCACAGCACACCCGCCCCCGGGGAGCAGCCCGCACAGCCCGAGGACAGCCCGGAGGUGGAGACCUCCGCUCUGGACGUGUUCACCGAGAAGCUGCCGCCCAGCGGGCGGAUCACCAAGACGGAGUCCCUCGUCAUCCCCUCCACCAGGUCCGAGGGGAAGCAGGCCGGCCGCCGGGGCCGGAGCACGUCCCUGAAGGAGCGGCAGCCCGCGCGGCCGCAGAGCGAACGGGCCAACAGUCUGGACAAUGAGCGCUGUCCGGACACGAGGAGCCAGCUGCAGAUCCCCAGGAAGACCGUGUAUGACCAGUUAAACCACAUCCUCAUCUCUGAUGACCAGCUCCCUGAAAACAUCAUUCUCGUCAACACCUCCGACUGGCAGGGGCAGUUCCUGUCGGAGGUCCUGCAGAAGCACACGCUCCCCGUGGUGUGUACGUGCUCUGCCGCUGACGUCCAAGCGGCCUUCAGCACCAUCGUCUCCAGAAUACAGAGAUACUGCAACUGUAACUCACAGCCGCCGACCCCCGUGAAGAUCGCCGUGGCGGGAGCGCAGCAUUACCUUAGCGCUAUCCUGCGGCUCUUCGUGGAGCAGCUGUCCCACAAGACCCCCGACUGGCUGGGCUACAUGCGCUUUCUCAUCAUCCCGCUGGGGUCCCACCCCGUGGCCAGGUACCUGGGCUCCGUGGACUACCGCUACAACAACUUCUUCCAGGACCUGGCCUGGAGAGACCUGUUCAACAAGCUGGAGGCCCAGAGUGCCGUGCAGGACACACCGGACAUCGUGUCGAGGAUCACCCAGUACAUCGCAGGCGCCAACUGUGCCCACCAGCUGCCCAUCGCAGAGGCCAUGCUGACCUACAAGCAGAAGAGGAAAAAGAACUUUCAUUUUGACUUUACCCUCAGCCCUGACGAAGAGUCCUCUCAAAAGUUCAUUCCCUUCGUAGGGGUGGUGAAAGUUGGAAUAGUGGAACCGUCCUCAGCCACGUCAGGUGACUCAGAUGACGCGGCCCCCUCGGGCUCCAGCGUGCUCUCAUCCACCCCACCGUCCAUGUCUCCCGCGGCCAAGGAGGCCUCACCCACCCCGCCUUCCUCCCCGUCAGUGAGCGGGGGCCUGUCUUCCCCCAGCCAGGGCGUCGGCGCCGAGCUGAUGGGGCUGCAGGUGGAUUACUGGACGGCAGCCCUGCCCGCAGACAGGAAGAGAGAGGUGGAGAAGAAGGACCUGCCCGCCACCAAAAACACGCUCAAGUGCACCUUCCGGUCUCUCCAGGUCAGCAGGCUGCCCAGCAGUGGCGAGGCCGCGGCCACGCCCACCAUGUCCAUGACCGUGGUCACCAAGGAGAAGAACAAGAAGGUGAUGUUUCUGCCCAAGAAAACCAAGGACAAGGAUGUGGAGUCCAAGAGCCAGUGCAUCGAGGGCAUCAGCCGCCUGAUCUGCACAGCCAAGCACCAGCAGAACAUGCUGAGGGUCCUCAUCGAUGGUGUGGAGUGGAACGAUGUCAAGUUCUUCCAACUGGCGGCCCAGUGGUCCUCCCACGUGAAGCACUUCCCCAUCUGCAUCUUCGGACACUCCAAGUCCACCUGCUAGCCCUGCCCUGAAGCCCUGGACGGCGAGCGCCGGGAGGGCCCAGCUGCUUUUCUGUUAACGUUUCAGUUUACUACAGAGACCCUUAAAAACACAAAGAGAAACAGUCUUAAGUAUGAACGUGCUCUCAACCCAGAAACUCAUGGGGAGGGGCCCCCCCCUGGAGCCCAUUAACUGCUCUGCUCAUUAACCAGAUGUGCCGGCGGGGUGGGAGGCCAGGUGGACAGCGCUGAGCUCUGAGAAUCACAAAAGGUGUGUUUUGGCCUCAGGACCUCCCGAGCCCCCCAGCAAGAAGGGUCCUCACCCUCGCGUCCUGUUCUUCCUGAAAGCCAGGACUGUGCUUCCUCAGGGAGCUGGGGUCAGGCGGGCGGCCUCACAGAUCCACGGGCUGCUUGUGUGCCCAGACACAGAGCUGGGUGGCUGGAGGCUGAAGGCCGGCCUCCUGUUGGGGGCGCCCUGAGCAGAACAUGGCGGCCGGGCAGCCCAGGCCUGGGCCCAGCUGCCCACCAGCCGAGAGAUGCCCCAGCACCACCCACUUGUGGUUCCCAAUAAACUCCAGCCUCGCGGGGCAGCGGAGGUUUUAUAGUAGCAGAUAUUUUUAAUGCUUUUAAAUACAUGUUAUAAUGUAGCUGCCAAACAGACAGUGCUCUUCCGAUGUCCCAGUGGCCCCUGGGGCUGGGGCAGAGCCAGCCAGCGCUGUCCCGCGUCCCAGCCCCCAACACCCGCCUCACUCUCCCUCUGGCUGUUCUUGAGCCAUCACUAUGCUUCUGCUGGUUGUCCCUGCCCCAAAUUUAGCAAGCACAGUGGCCCCCACAGCUGGCCCCAGCCCGCUCGGCCUCCUCCUCCCACCUGGCCCCCAGGCCGGCUAGGCGGGUGUCUGGGCCCAUACAGCACUCAUGUGGCCAGUGAAAGCUCAGGCAGGGCAGCCUAGCCUCAGGAGCCAGGCACCACUGGACCUGUAGGUGCAGCUGGGGGUACCCUGAAGAGGCACAGAGCCCUGGCCUCUCUGGGCCAAGCUCCCUAGAGCAAGGUUUUGGGUUUGGGUCCCACCCUGGGUGGUAGCAUCACCCCCUGCCUUUCCAUGCAGCAGGAAAGGGACAUCCUGACCUGCAGCAAGAGUCCAACCCAGUCCCGCUGCUCCCCCUGCAACCCUGCAGCCCACUUUGCGUGGGAAGAGCCCACCAGUUCCCAUCCUUUGGCAGCUGUGGCCCUGGGAUCCUGGUAGCCCAUCCAGGGGGCCACACUGGCUAUGCUCAGAACACAGUGCCAAAUGCAGGGCAGGCUGCAGGCCAUUCCUGUUCUUCCAGAGGACAGGCCUCACCAACAGCCCAUGGCACCGACAGGUCUGCCCCUGGGGGAGUGAGCGAUGGCCCACUCUUCUUAGCUGUGACCUACCGGCUUCCUUCCUCCCCCAAGGCAGUGGCCCCGGGCUAGUCAGGGAGCAGGAGGACAUGGGCCUGACCUUGUGUAUGGCCCUGCCUCGGGGGUGCCUGUGGGCAGAGGACCUUCCCCAUGAGGGCCCAGACUCCUCCCCUGACAGCUCCUGGGACCAGGGGCCCUAAGCCGAACCCUGGCCUGGAAGGACGGGGUCAAGGUGCAGGCUGCUGAGCCCCAGCGUCUCCCGUGGCCUGUACCCUCAGAAGCAGGCCCUGGGACCUUGAGCCUCCCUGCCCUGGUUCCCGCCACUGGGUCUCAGGGCCUUGGUCACUGGGUCUCAAGUUUCCUUUCCAAAAGUCACUCAGCAGGAAGGAGGUACAGGGGAGGCUCCUGACUUCACUUUCUAGGCGCAGAACUGACUUUAGAGGAAGGGGCCAAAUGGGGGGCAGUCACGUCCUUUCUGGCUGCGGGCAGUCCCUCUCCUGGGACCAUCCCUCCCUCCACCCCCACCCCCCGUCCACUUCAUAGCUAUGUCCUCAUUCAUGCAAGGGGAGCACCUUUACCCCGGGCCUACAGAGCCCAGUUGCGGUCUGUCCUGUUCCUAAGUGCCAUGGGGCCCACCCGCCACACUGUCCCCAGGCCCAGGAGGUCAUGCACACAGCCCCAGGCACCGUGACUCCCUCAGAGACCUGGGCUGCGCUCACCCCUGUGCCUCGGCUUCCCCAAUGGCUCAACAGGGUUGGUCACGUUUCCCCUGCCUACCUCAUGGAGCUGUUCUGAGGAUCCAUGGAAAAGCACUUUGUCCCUCCCAGGAAGAGGAUGCAGAAGCCAAAGCCAUCCGUGACAGAACCGUGCAGCUGUGAGCACGUGGGGGUGGCGUGGGGGUGAGGUGUGUGGCCCCGGCAGAAGCAGCCCCCCCAGAGCAAGGGUUCUCAGCCCACCGGGUGACCAGUUGGAACUUGGGACUCCAAGGGCAAGCCACCCAUCACCGCUAGGCAAGGCCGGGCGGGGUCCCACUGCUUCCUCGCUCCUCCCAUGCCCGUCCCCUGGGUCACUGUCUCCUCAGGGCAUGCUGGCCAGGGUCCUGAGUCAGUGUCAUGGCUGCGUCUCGGGGAUGGCACUCAAGGACGGCCUUGCUGCCCUGUCCUUGCCCCCAGACGGGAAGACCAGACUCCUCUCCGGGGCCUGGCCUUUGUCCUGGAGCAGAUUCCUCGUUAGGAGACAGGGCCACUUGCUUCUAAGGGCUGCCGGAGCUCCUACGCCUGCCCCCUGCCCCCUUCCACACCUGGCCUCCGUGGGCGGAGUCGGGAGAGCGUGUCCCCCGCAGGAGCCCGCGCCCGAGGGCUGCGCUUGGCGGCCACCGCGGGGGGCCUGAACCUGCAGGCCGAGGAGGGCCGCUCUGCGUCUCUGCAGACCCCGUCCAGCUCAUCGUGCAUUGUUUAGUUUCUAGGAUGUACGUGUUGCUAGGGUUUUUUUUUUAAAUGGAAAACAGGAUUAAUGUAAAUAGCCUCUUUGGGGAACAGAUUCUAAUCUGUCACGUAUGUGACCACGUGGACUAUUUUAAGGUGCUGAUGCAACACUAAUAAACCUGGGGACACCCCCAGGCCUUCCUCCCUC